AUUAGAAAUAUUUUCUAUAGAAAUAUACAAGAUUAUUAUUAUCCCAAUUUUAAUCUUUAUAUUUUAUACUACUAUAAUCUUUACUAGCAUAAAGAUUGUGGUAGACUCCGGCGUUGUUCGUGUGUCAAAGUUGGAGACCAGACGCUUGAACGGUUACGUUUGCACUUUCAACGCUCUUCCUACGACUUCUUCGUUUUUAGUGCUUACGAAGAAAGGUUUUCAAGCCUAACCCAAAAUUUGUAUCAUUCGAGUUUAAUAGUAUAUUUCUCAAUCACACAAAAGUCCGUCUUCGUCUUUGCUGGUGUUCGAAUUUGGGGGAACUCUUCCUCUGAACUCUGAGGUGGUGCGAGUGCCUCAUUUGAAAGCACCAAAAAGGUCCAUAAUACUCUCUCCAAUUAUCACUACUGCGUCCUCCUUGCUCAUCCACAUAAAAAUCGCUCUCCAAUUAAUGACUUUCCUGAUGGUGGAAAUUCCAAAUCUGAAAUAUUACUAUGCAUCUCUCAUUUUCAUCAGUAUUUGCUAGGGUUUGUCAGUAGCUGGAUUGGUGUUCUCCACAGCUUUUGGCAGCAGGCUGAUUGAAGAUCACAUUAGCUUCUCUCCUGGUCAUUUUAUCAAACAGCUGGUGCUCUUACAGAAAAGUACUAAGAAGCCAGCAUGGAUGUCGAUGCUGAACCUACUAUGGAUGAAACUAUCCUGGUGGGUGAUGACCUAAUGAUGGGCCUACCAUCACCAACAAUUCCACCGGAGAUAGCGUCUCAUGUUCUUGAAGGUGUUGAUACAUGUGAGAAACUCUUAAGGAAUCUUUUCCUGUGCUUACAAGUCAAUGAUAUUGAACCAUUUUGCCAGGAUGAGAUUGUCAUGUAUCAACAAUGUGCAGAGAAACGGGAUAAGGUGCUCAGACAACGGCUUCAAGAUAGUGAGCUUAAAUUAGGUUUGUCAAUGCCUCUAAAGAAAGCAAAAGAACGAGCAACCCAUCUAGAAUCAGAAGCUACAUCACUUGAGAGGCGCUUAAUAUUGGCAAGUGGCGUUGAGGGCAUGGAAGGAUUUCGACAGAGGUGGAGUCUCCAUGGCCGUCUUACCGAUACCAAAAAAAGGCUGGAAUCUCUGAAGCAGGGCAUGGAUAGUAGAAGGAAGGACAAUGAGGCAACUGGAAGUACCUCCAUAAAAAAGAAAUGGUUCUUCUGGUGAAAGCCGUUUUUUUUUCUCUGCCCUAUGCACGAUCGCCAUUAACAGUAGAAGAAAAUUACAAAGUCCAAUGAUGGCAAAUGAAAUGGGCGUUGGCGAAAUUCCUCUGGUGCUGACCAUGGCAGUUUAUCACAUUUCCAAUUCUUUGAAAACAGCAGCAGCAAAUCAUAUACAGUAGUUGGUUUAGUUGGAUGCCGAGUUUUGUCGAAUGGCUCAUUAUAUUUUAUUUCUGUUUUACCAUUCUUGUGGCUACCGAAAAAUGUCCUUUUUUACCAACAGUAAAUUAGGAAAAUGUUUAAAUGACAAGUUGGAGUGGCCAAGUUUUCACACACUUCACACAUGGGAGGACUUGUGUUUGGGUCAAUGUGGAGGUGAUAGGGUUUUCUCAUUGAUGAACUAAAGGCCUCUUGUGUGU
Molecule: messenger RNA, 1600 nt
Organism: Cuscuta campestris
Lineage: Eukaryota; Viridiplantae; Streptophyta; Magnoliopsida; Solanales; Convolvulaceae
Source: the annotation of a GenBank genome assembly